Strongylocentrotus purpuratus (purple sea urchin) is the source of this 1023-nucleotide messenger RNA. Its product is annotated as decapping and exoribonuclease protein-like. The record is from RefSeq and is a predicted model, not a curated record. NCBI's taxonomy places the organism in Eukaryota, Metazoa, Echinodermata, Echinoidea, Camarodonta, Strongylocentrotidae. The transcript is spliced from 3 exons. Gene Ontology annotation, biological process: nuclear-transcribed mRNA catabolic process; NAD-cap decapping. The coding region runs from base 12 to 380 and encodes 122 amino acids. Gene Ontology annotation, molecular function: mRNA 5'-diphosphatase activity. Gene Ontology annotation, cellular component: cytosol; nucleus.
CCUACGGCAGUAUGAAGGCCUUAAACUGGUGGGCACCGAAUGUGAUGGCGGGCAUUCCCGAAAUCUACUGUGGGUUGCGAGACGACCAUCGCAGAACCAUCGAGAGAAUCGAAACCAUAAAAACGAAAGAACUGGCGACUAAUCAGAACUGUUGGGAUUCUGGACAUUGCAUCCAAACUUUGGAGUCUGUGCUCUCUCAGAUAAAAGAACUGGUACCAGAAGAUGAUCCAAAUUCUUUCAAGCGAGCCGUUCUCACAAUCAGGUCUGUAGACGGGGGCUCAGGAAUGAACACAGUCGAAAUCCAGAAGCGGAAUGGACAGGAGGGAGAUCGGUUUGUAGAGGAGGACGAUAUCCAGCUCAUCUUCAAGGGCAAUGAGUAAUAAGCGGAGUUAAACAAAAAUGUAUUUGGUAUCACUCCCACCAUUAAAGGGAGACCAUUUCUUUUAACCUAAUCCAACAAAAUAUACAAAUAGAAAGAAAAAAUAAUUGGGCUACAGUAAAACUUGUGUAUAAAGAUCACCUAAGGGGGACAAGAAAAGUGUACUUAAUAGGCAGAUGGUCUUUGUGUUCAAUGUUUCAAUGUUUCAAUGAUGUAAGGGAAAUGCAUGAUGAAGUCUUAUAUUAUGUGAUAUGCAGUCUUUACAAAUAAGUAGUCUUUCUGUACAGGUGGUAGCUAGAGCAGAUUUCACAGCACAUAGCUAACAGAAAAACAGAAAGAAAGAACUAAAAGGGUUCGCGAUUCAGCACGUUUAACAUUAUUGUAUUGAGAACAAAUUCAAAUCGUCAUGCAAGCUUCCUAAAACUGUCGCCAUAGUGUGAUGACUGGAGCUUAAAAUCUGUGAUUUUUUAUUGUUGUAUAGACUUUUGUAAAAACUAUGCAAAUUCAUUUGCUGCUUCUUCCUUUUUCUUCAUAAUAUUGUAGAGCUGUAAUUAUGCACGAAAUAGAUGCUUGUUCGUGUAUCCAAUAUGAGGUGGGGUGCAUGCAGUUGCCCCUUCCCUCAAUUAUCUAACUUAGAAAAGAUG